AUGAGCUCCCCCGGCACGGAGAGCGCGGGGAAGAGCCUGCAGUACCGCGUGGACCACCUGCUGAGCGCCGUGGAGAGCGAGCUGCAGGCGGGCAGCGAGAAGGGCGACCCCACGGAGCGCGAGCUGCGCGUGGGCCUGGAGGAGGGCGAGCUGUGGCUGCGCUUCAAGGAGCUCACCAACGAGAUGAUCGUGACCAAGAACGGCAGGAGGAUGUUCCCCGUGCUGAAGGUGAACGUGUCCGGCCUGGACCCCAACGCCAUGUACUCCUUCCUGCUGGACUUCGUGGCGGCCGACAACCACCGCUGGAAGUACGUGAACGGGGAGUGGGUGCCCGGGGGCAAGCCCGAGCCGCAGGCGCCCAGCUGCGUCUACAUCCACCCCGACUCGCCCAACUUCGGGGCCCACUGGAUGAAGGCGCCGGUGUCCUUCAGCAAAGUCAAGCUCACCAACAAGCUCAACGGGGGAGGGCAGAUUAUGUUGAACUCCUUACAUAAGUAUGAGCCACGAAUCCACAUCGUGAGAGUCGGGGGUCCGCAGCGCAUGAUCACCAGCCGCUGCUUCCCAGAGACCCAGUUCAUAGCCGUGACUGCUUAUCAGAAUGAGGAGAUCACAGCUCUUAAGAUUAAAUACAAUCCAUUUGCAAAAGCUUUCCUUGAUGCAAAGGAAAGAAGUGAUCACAAAGAUCUGAUGGAAGAGCCCGCUGAGAGCCAGCAGCCCGGGUACUCCCAAUGGGGGUGGCUUAUCCCUGGAACCAGCACCCUGUGUCCACCUGCCACCCCCCACCCUCAGUUUGGAGGCCCCCUCUCUCUUCCCUCUGCACAUGGCUGUGAAAGGUACCCUGCCUUGCGGAGCCACCGUCCGUCCCCCUACCCAAGCCCCUACUCGCAUCGGAACAAUUCUCCAACCUAUUCUGACAGUUCAUCUGCGUGCUUAUCCAUGCUCCAAUCCCAUGACAACUGGUCCAGCCUCGGAAUGCCCGCCCACGCCAGCAUGCUCCCCAUGAGUCACGGCACCGGCCCACCUACUGGCUCCAGCCAGUACCCCAGCCUAUGGUCUGUGAGCAAUGGGACCACCACACCUAGUGCACAGAUGGCGGGGGUGUCCAACGGGCUGGGCACCCCGUUCUUCCGGAGCUCCUCUACGCACCCCGCGCCCCUCACCCACCCAGCCUCGGCUUCUUCCUCCUCGGGAUCCCCUCUGUAUGAAGGGGCCCCCACUGCCACAGACAUUCCCGACAGCCAGUACGAUGCCUCGGCCCAGGCCCGCCUCAUAGCCUCAUGGACCCCCGUGUCACCACCUUCCAUGUGAAGCAAGGCCUGUGUCUUAGAAGACACAGUGGCUUCUCUGUUGUGGCCAAGUGUUGAUCUGAUUGAUUUAUUAGGUUCCAAGUGCAGUCUCAUGGGUCCAGGCAAGGAACAGGCCUUUAUUAGCCUCACUUUAAGAUAAGAGGAGUAAACAUGGUCUGCCCUUUAUCACGAUCCACCCCACCAACCGUGGUCUGCAGCAGCCGUGUGCCUGGGCCCUUCUUGCUGCAGGUGAGUUCAAGUGCAGGAGCAGUGCAGGGGCCCAGCUUCACCACGAUUCACAGGAGCAGUUGUUUGUCAGGGUCCAGAGCGUUUGAUUUCUCAUGCAGCACGCAGAUGGCUUUGGCACGUCAGAAUCUGAACUCCACCAGCUCCCCUUCAGGAGAUAAAAAAUACACCCUUAAAUCUCUUCCUUGUUGCUUUCCAGUAGUUUUCAGGCCCUGUGGUGGCAGGUUUCGUAGAUGGAGCUGAGCUGUGAAGGACAGACGGACGUCCUAGGCAAGGGAAGCAGAUUUUAGUUGAAAUGCAAGUUUGCCUGCUCUGCCCACUAGAAUGUUUGUUUCGAGCAUAGGUAGCUAAUCCCUUGUAUUGUUAAACUGACAACUGUAUUUUUCUUUUGAAAA
Messenger RNA from Manis javanica (Malayan pangolin), 1927 nucleotides. RefSeq names its product T-box transcription factor T (gene TBXT). Gene Ontology annotation, biological process: regulation of transcription by RNA polymerase II; cell fate specification; somitogenesis. NCBI's taxonomy places the organism in Eukaryota, Metazoa, Chordata, Mammalia, Pholidota, Manidae. The record is from RefSeq and is a predicted model, not a curated record. Gene Ontology annotation, cellular component: nucleus; chromatin. Gene Ontology annotation, molecular function: RNA polymerase II cis-regulatory region sequence-specific DNA binding; DNA-binding transcription factor activity, RNA polymerase II-specific.